AUGUUCGCCUCCUCUCUUCGUUCCGUCUGUCGCAAUGGCCUGGCAGGGGCCCGCGGCUUCAGCUCUACCGCCGCCGCCAGCGCUGCCGAGGUUAAGUCCCUCGGUGUGAUCGGUGCCGGUCAAAUGGGUCUUGGAAUUGCUCUGGUUGCUGCACAAAAGGCCAAAGUUCCUGUGACUUUGAUCGACAACUCCCAGGCAUCAUUGGACAAGGGCCUCAAGUUCGCCGACAAGCUUCUUGACAAGGAUGUCUCGAAGGAGCGUAUUACCCGAGAGGCCGCCGAUGCUGCUCGUGGCCUCCUUACGCCCAGCACCAAGAUGGACGACCUCUCCUCCGUAGAUUUUGUGAUUGAAGCUGUCCCCGAGAUUGUCGACCUCAAGCAGAAGAUCUUCACCAACCUCGCCCAGAUUGCGCCCAAACAUGCCAUCCUGGCCACCAACACAUCGUCCAUCUCCAUCACCAAGAUCGCGGCUGCCACGACCACUGACCCAACGGAUCUGCAGGCUCCGUCCCGAGUCAUUUCGACCCACUUCAUGAACCCCGUCCCCGUUCAGAAGGGUGUCGAGAUCAUUCGCGGUCUGCAGACCUCCCAGGAGACAAUGGACACGGCGAUUGCCUUUGUGCAACGCAUGGGCAAGGUGGCUUCCGUCUCCGCUGACUCGCCUGGUUUCCUUGCUAAUCGCAUCCUGAUGCCGUACAUCAACGAGGCUGUGAUUUGUCUCGAGACUGGCGUUGGUGGCCGUGAAGACAUUGACAACAUCAUGAAGACUGGUACCAAUGUCCCCAUGGGUCCUCUGACGCUGGCGGACUUCAUUGGUCUCGAUACAUGCCUGGCUAUCAUGAAUGUUCUGCACCAGGAGACUGGUGACAGCAAGUAUAGACCUGCCGGCCUUCUGCGCCGCAUGGUGGAUGCUGGCUGGAUGGGCAAGAAGACUGGCAAGGGCUUCUACGACUACUGA
Messenger RNA from Penicillium argentinense, 957 nucleotides. Its product is annotated as 3-hydroxyacyl-CoA dehydrogenase family protein. Gene Ontology annotation, biological process: fatty acid metabolic process. The transcript has 3 exons. Gene Ontology annotation, molecular function: oxidoreductase activity, acting on the CH-OH group of donors, NAD or NADP as acceptor; NAD+ binding. The record is from RefSeq and is a predicted model, not a curated record. Bases 1 to 957 code for a protein of 318 amino acids. NCBI's taxonomy places the organism in Eukaryota, Fungi, Ascomycota, Eurotiomycetes, Eurotiales, Aspergillaceae.